AUGAGGCCGCCACUCGUGGAAAGACGGCCGCAAGUACACUCAACCGGUCAAGAUCCAGCUCGACUUGAAGGCAAGACUGUCUCGAACAACAAGAACGGAAGCUAUGAGGCGGCGCGAGAGGCGUGUAUACGCAGAGUACAGACAAUCGUGCGGGAAUGUCAGCGGCACAAUCGGAAGUUCCAGGACGAAGACUUCGACAUACACGAUGAUUUCAGAUAUACCUUGUGUAAAGACAGCGAAUUCCUUCACGGCCUUCCGACACCUCAGUCCAAAUCGACAGACCUUUUACCUGUUCCUCCUCCGCCGCCACCUGCCCUGCCUUUUGAGCAAAGGCGGCAUUGCGAAGAGUGUCCCGAGGAUGGCCCAUACCGAAAAGGCCGCGUGGCCAGCACAGAUGCGACGAAGCAUCCUCGUGCAGUUCACAGGAUAUCAGAGAUAUUUGAAAAGCCUUUACUCACGCCGAGGGCGCCGAAAAGCUACCUAGCUCAUCCACCUGGCCCAAGCUCUCGAUUGCUUUUUUAUAUCCAAACUCACCUUAGAAAGUUCGGCGUUCUGCUGGAGAAUCGCACUGGACUAGUGACCCGCUGCAAGGCUGGUCGAGAGAAGCUGCCCCGGGUACAAGUGCCUCAAUGGACGCUCCGCGUGAGCGCAGUCAUAUGCGCAGUAUGGUCGAUUCUCUAUCGAAGGGUGGAGAUCCUGCUUGCUGCAUAUCUUUGGACAACGACUGCGACGCUGGUCCUCGCUCGAUUCUCCAAUCUUCUAAGCAUCCGUUUGACGCUCGAAUGGCUGUUCGUCAAUGCUUGUCUCGCAGGUGUGCUGCGUGUGUCGACGACUAUGGAAGCUCGAGCAAGUUGCUUGCAUUUCGAUUCUGGCGAGAUACGACAAAGCGACAAUCUAGGAAAUUGCUGGUGGUUAUCUGCACUCGCGACUCUCGGCAGUCGUGACGAAUUGCUUCGCAAGCUCUUCGUAGCCUGGGAUCAAGACUGUGGCGUCUACGGAUUCUGCUUUUAUCGCGAUGGGAGCUGGAUCUACACCGUGGUCGAUGACUAUCUCUACUUGACAUCUCCAGACUUUCAAGGAAGUGGCGACAAUCCACCCGAUGACAGGAGCGGGAGGAGAUAUCAAGCCUGGAAAUCUAGCUUCCAACGAGGAUCAGAUGCAUUGUUUUUCGGCAAGUGUCAAGAUCCGAACCAGACGUGGCUCCCUCUUCUCGAGAAAGCGUACUCUAAGAUACAUGGUGACUAUGAUGCUGUGCACGGAGGCUGCCCGAGCGAAGCUGUCGAAGACCUGACCGGUGGUCUUAGAUGGGUACGAUUGCUAGAGAUUCGAAAUCCGUGGGGGUGUAGAGAUGGCGUUUGGGAAGGUGCCUGGGGCCCCUGUUCAAAGGAAUGGAGUCUCCUGUCAACAUGGUUCCUGCGACGCAAUCCACAGCAAGAUGGUGUUUUCUUCAUGACUUACGAGGAUGCCAUGGCCACAUUCGAUUCCGUUGAACGGACAAGACUCCUCGAUGAACAAGACUGGUGCAUAAAACAAUCUUGGGUGAAAAUGGACGUCGCAUGGGCACAGCAGUACAAUCCGGUCUACUUCACCGUGCACCUGACCAAGCCAUCCGAGGUCGUCUUCGCAUUAUCUCAGCUCGAAGAUCGGUACUGGCUUGGGCUCGUCGGUCGUUAUGUCUACCAUCUCACAAUCUUGAUACGAAAGCGAGGCGAUGAAGACGGCGAAUACAUUGCCUGCGAGUCUGCAGGCGACGAAGUCCAAAGCUGCGCAAGACGAAGUGUGACGGUUGAGAAGCACUUGGAAGCAGGUGAAUAUGAGGUUCUCGUGAGGAUCAAUGCUCUCACUCGAGGCACGGAGAACAUCUGGAGCGUCGAAGACACAAUCCGACAAUCCAUGCAUCGCCCGAAGAAACUUCAACAAAUUUCUCGGAACUACGAUGAGGCGUUCAGCAAACUCAGAACCGUGCUUCCGUCCGGCAGAUUUGAACAUUCUCUACAGUCCUGCGCAUCUUCGGACACGGACUCGGCCAGUAGCUCGGAUGUUUUCGAUGCGGUGAAAAGUACCACGAAGAUGAUAUCUAAGCCUGAAGAUGCGGCUUGGAAUGCUGUUUGUGGCAUCGGGCUACGCGUCUUUAGUAAGGAUCCGGAGCUGUAUAUUGAGCUGUGUCAUCGUCAAAGCGAUGUCAGAGAGUGGGCUACGUGCACAAGUGGCUCGCGCUCUGGUGUCCUUACACCUUCUACCGAUACUUCCUCGGAGGCGGACAGUGAAGAGGAAUGGCAUGAUUUGGACGAAUUGGUCACACCUUGCUUAAAUGCAGACGGUGAUGGAGUGGAGGUUACAGAUACAGCAUGUGAGGACGCCAUGGCAAGCGGGUCCCGCACAAUCGAAGACGAUGAUGACGACGACGACGACGAUGAUGAUGUGGCAUUGCGGAAACUGGGCUGGAUCGGAGCAUGA
Molecule: messenger RNA, 2457 nt
Organism: Pseudocercospora fijiensis CIRAD86
Lineage: Eukaryota; Fungi; Ascomycota; Dothideomycetes; Mycosphaerellales; Mycosphaerellaceae
Exons: 4
Coding region: 1-2457 (818 amino acids)
Biological process (GO): proteolysis
Cellular component (GO): cytoplasm
Molecular function (GO): calcium-dependent cysteine-type endopeptidase activity
Source: RefSeq, a predicted model, not a curated record